AUGCGAUCUGCCCAUAGGAGCUCACCCGAGCCAGAAGUCUCCAGCAGGUGCUCGAUCUCAUCAUUUUACACGUCAACAGCGAGCACCUUGUGCAGUGUCUCGCUCAUGAGCUUCUCGCAGAGAUGUGAACUGAUGAAGCCGCCAACGCCGAUCAUGCAAAUAGUAAUAGAUUUUAUUGGAUUCCUGUCCAGAUCUACUCUUCCACUCGCCAUUUUUGAACUUCGCACUAAUUUCUUCGAUAAUACAGAUUGGGUGAUUCUGCUAAUCGUUGGUGGCGUUGUGGGUCUGCUGGUGGCGCUGGAUUAUCUUCUAAAGGCGACGGGCAGGUUGGGUUGA
Molecule: messenger RNA, 336 nt
Organism: Fraxinus pennsylvanica
Lineage: Eukaryota; Viridiplantae; Streptophyta; Magnoliopsida; Lamiales; Oleaceae
Source: the annotation of a GenBank genome assembly